Molecule: messenger RNA, 6717 nt
Organism: Sitophilus oryzae (rice weevil)
Lineage: Eukaryota; Metazoa; Arthropoda; Insecta; Coleoptera; Curculionidae
Exons: 13
Coding region: 314-4090 (1258 amino acids)
Source: RefSeq, a predicted model, not a curated record
AAUAACAGAAACAGCAACAGUGUCAAAAUAGUCGUUGACGUGUUAACGUUCGUGCUGUGUUUGUGUUAAAAACUGAAAAAACACCGUCAACGACAUCAUAAAUCAGUAUGAAUCACAUAAAUUAGAUUCCAUUUUAUUAGAACUUUAAGCUCUACCGUACGGUUAUAAAGUGAAUAUAUUUUCAAUGACCUAAGUGUAUGUAAAUAUCUAAAAUACGGAGUAGCGGUUUAAGUUUUUAAACUUGUCUUGUGAGUUUCCUACAGUGGGAUUCUUCCUUCGGUGAUGAUAAAUACUUCAUUGAAGCCAGAAAAAGAUGUCAACGACUGUGGGGGCUCAUACAGGAGCUGGACCCCUUAGCCUGAUGUCAUGUGUGCGCGAAUCUUCGCCGUUGCAAGACUACGAGACAGACGUCGAAAAAAACGCUGUUUCGAAACGGAAAUUUUGGAAUCCGAAAAAAUGGUUUCGGAAAAAACAAAAGACGAGCGACGAUAACGUGACGCAGGUGCAGCAUCAGGAACACAAAGAUGUGGACGGAGGCCGUAGCAGGUCUACGGGCGAACUGUCCACGGAUGAGGAGCCCUCGCGAAGUCACGAUGUCAGAAACUCCUCAAGCAUGCACCCAGGUCUUAGCGUUUCCCACGACAGUGUUUUUCACCCAUUAAAUUCUGGCUCUUCUGAUUUGGAGCUAGAUGGCGCUCAAAGUUCCUCCUCACUGUCGAUAUCUCAACCGCUUGGUGAUAUUAAAUUACAGACUGAGUUGAAUUCGAGACUUCAGCUACGAAGAGGCAGGGGAGAUACGAGUGAGGACGAUGAAGGUCUGCCUCGGAGUCCGCUAUGCGGUUCUCCGGCCGCGGGUACCGAUGCGUAUCUUCUACUCGAAAAGGCUGUUAAUAAAGAUCUCCCGACAAAAUCACAUAGUACCUGUAGUGAUGGAUCCUUACUCAGUAUGGAUGGUUCAGAAAUGGAAGAGGAUUCUAUUGGUUUGCCGUCUAAAAAUUCUUCAAAAGUUUCAUUAAAUGACAAGAGGACAGACACAGUUUCAUUUACAGAAUCAGAUAUAGAAUUAGGUCCAAGUCUUCUAACAGCACCGUUAAAUCACAGCGCUGCACAUCACAGGGUCUCUGUUAGACCAAAGAGAACUUAUGGAGCCCCAAGGAGGAAAAAGAUUUCAACUGCACUACCUGCCACUCCAGAAGUUAACGAAGAGUCUUCCACAAGAAGUAUUUCACCAGAAAGUGUUACCACAGAGCCAAUAACCGAGCUUUACAGCAGCGCCACCUCGCGGACGAGCGCCCUAACCGCGCACAUCUACGAAACCAAACUAAAAUGUAACUCUUUGCCAGCGGGCGCCACGCCGCCCACUCGCGACUCGUUCCGGCUAAGUCGCAGCAAGUCCAACGCCGGAAAGAGCCAGGACGAUGCCGUCCUCAACGGGGAAGAGAGAGAGGAGAAGCUGAGUUUGUUCGAGAGGCUGUUCCCGAGAAGAAGCGCCAAGAAAAAGAAGAAAGAGGAGAAAGGUGGGGCUAAAAGUGGAGAUGUCAACGUGGAGGUCGAUGGAAGGAGUUCUUUCAGAAGAGUCGUCGAAGAAAAACCUGCCAAUUUGUUCUCAACUCCAGUAACUGUAAAAGUACAUACGACAGAAAGUAAAACAGCGUCUUCCCACGUUCAUGUUAGACGUGAAGAAAUGAGACCCAUCAUCGCACCUCGUACCGGCGCUGCGUCAAGACAAAGAGUACAACCUAUUGACAUCCCUUCUUCGCCAAUAAGUACCAGGCAAUCCUUAAAUUCUAUACCGACAUCUCCAGUUUCACCCGAACGGUUCCAGUCUGGAACAUCCCCGAUACAAGCCGAGCUGGAGAACGUACUGAAGCAUCGCCAAAUGCAGCAUUCAGGUUUGAAGGAACCACCAGUUCCGAGAAGCGAGUCUCCAAGUCCGCCCAAACUAUGGGAGACGUCCAGUUCUGUAACGUCAAAGAGAGAAUACAAACUAUACGAAUCGAGGUCCAGCCACGUUGAUGUAAAGAGGGAGUCUAAAACUGGCACCGAAGAUAUUCGGAGCAAAGUUAAGAUCGCUGGGUUAUCUGCUUUGCAACAGCGGGUUUUAAGUUUAAACUCCGAAGAAGAGGCUUCGCACUGUUCACUAACUGAUAUACCUCAGAAACCUAAAAAACUAAUCACUAAGUCGCAUAGUUUUAAAAACCAAAAGAUUGUAACGGAAAAUCGAAUUGUAGAAACCAAUGAAAAAUUCAAUGAAGCUAAAACUGUCGUUACCAAAUCAUCUUCGUUGGAUAGUGUGAAGAAUUUGGACGAACCUAUUUUAAAAUCGGAACUGAAAAUGACUUUGAAACCAGUUAAAACUUUUAUUGAAGACCGAGUUAAAGUCAAGCCUGUUGUAACUGUUGUAGAAGACGAUGUUAAAGUAAAGUCAGAUAAUACAGAUGAUGUAAAUCAUAUAAAACCCACUAUAAAAGAAACACUAAUAUCUCCGAAACAUGAAGAAACAAUUUUGGCAAAUCAAACCACAUCAGAUGUUUGUAGGGAAACAUCAGAAAUAGAAAAUAAGUCAAACAUUCAAAAUAUUUCCGCUGAUGGAGAUAAAUCUGAAUAUACAUCUAAAGAUAAUUCGUAUACUUCUAACACUCAUUCCUCAAGCAUAUUUGAAGAACAUAGUGUCAAAACAAAUGAACAGCCAACUGUUCUGCCUACUCUAUUUAACGAUGCAAUCACUAUAUCCGGACCUAGUCAUACAGCGGUCGUUAAUGUAACCAGCCAGUCAGAAGAGACUUUCAAGAAAAGUUCCGUUAAAACUGAAAGCGAAAACUCGGAAAAAGAGGAAACCAAGAUAGUUUCUCAUCGAGAGAGUCAAGUGUCUGUCACGAAGAUUCAUUUAAAGCAAGAAACAACAGAAGUUACAAAGACAAACGUCACGGUGUUAAAACCAAACGUCCCCGAGUUUUUGAAUAAGCAGUUGAAUAAGGUUGAAUCUCGGCCUUCCAGUAAUAUUAUUCUUUCAAUGAAAACGCCGAAAUCACCCGAGGAUACCGAGACUGCCAAAGCCAAAUCGUCGGUUAGUGUGGACAGUGAAAGGCCACAGCAUUUACCGAGAAAAUUUAGUAAAGAGGACGUGGAGAUUAUUGAAAAAACUCCGGAGAGUGUUGCAGAGAAAGAUGUCUCGCCACCGAAAACACCAACAUUGGUUUCUGUAGCUCCGUUAACACCAAAUCAAAAUAGGUUUAGAAAAAACGAUUCCAGACCGUCAUCUCGCAAAUCGUCCGUCAUAUCAAUCACCCCCGAAUCGCCAGUCAAAGAGCACAUCAAAGAUCGAGCCCUGAAAACGCGUUCGAUAUCAUUGGAUUCGUUAAAAACGGACCAAAACGGCACCGACACAGCCACGAUCCCCGACAAAUCGUCGCAAGACAGUUUGGACAGGCUGGAAAAGAAAACAAACGAGACUGUCGUUUUGAGACGGAAGUCCAUCGUUAAGCAGAGCAACGAAGAGGAACCGGAAUUGAUGAAGGUGUUCGCUAGGAGGUCGUUGAAAUUGAAGGACAACGAAAUAGAGCAGCUUCAAGAGGCUAUACAAGAUGAAAAAUUAAGGGACUCUGACAAGGAGAAUAUCAAAGAAAUCACCCCCGAGCUAGAACAACAGAAACCAUCGUCCAAGGAGAAAAAAAAUGGAUCUGACGAUCCGACGACCAAUUCAAAACCGAAAAUCUCAAAGACGCCCCUGCACGAAACGAAAAAACUCACCGAGUCCGUCAAGAAUUCGACCACCGAGGAGUCCGACGUCCAGUUGCGAAGGAAUAUCAACAACAACAUCUUUUUAUCGAGUCAAAGAACGGUCAGUCUCAGUCUGCCAAAGACCAUCGUGCCCGAUUUUCACAUAAAGAAACAGCCAUCUUUAAGUGAACGGCGAAAAACGGAUCAGUGGCAAACUAUCAAGGACGAGAAUGUCGUCGAAGAGAAGAAAACGGAUUCUGAAAUUAUUUUAAAUAUAUCUGAGAAAUCGGAAGAGAUUCAAUCGGCUACGAAGAAUUUCAGUCAGAGAAAGGCCGAGUGGGAGAAAAGAGCACAGCAAGCACAUAAAUAACUGUUUUGUUAGAGAGAUAUGACUCGAAAACAUAUAUGACGUUAUUGAAAUAAAGAGUUAUUCAUAAUAAAAGACUUCAUGGUGGAUAUUGUCAGAUAUAAUACUCUUUCUACUAGAGCUUAAGUGUUCUUAAACUAGUAAGGUUGCCUGGUAACUAACGGACCAAUUAGGACACGGUAUUAUAGUCCAUAUAUUUUGAUAUUAAUUUUGACGUUGUUAUUUCUAAGAUCAAAUGCUGGAAACGAGUACCCAAACGUUCUAGUUUGGAUGAUUGUACUAGGGUUGUUUUUUUAUAUUUUACAUAUAGAGGUACAAAAAAAACUGUAGAUAACUUUUAAACAGUAUUGUUUUUCGAAAUAUUCUCCACGAAGAGAAAUGCAUUUUUGUAUCCAUUGGAACCAAUUCCGAAAGCAGUUAUUUCAAUCACUUGUUGGUACCUUCAAAAUUGCGUUUUUGAAGGCGCUGCCUGCGUCUUCUGGGCACAGGAAGCACCACUCAGUUCAUUCUUAAUGUUUUGAAGAGUAAAAAAGUCGUUAGGACUUAGGUCGGGACUGUAUGGAGGAUGGUCCAACAAUUCGAUGUUUUCUUGCUUUAAAAACUCAAUUGCUUUUCGUGCUGUGCGGGAACUUGCAUUUGUGUUUGAAAAAACAAUACUAUAAUACUCUUAACAUAAGUGAGCAAGUAUGCUUGGCAUCUCUAUAAUUUUUUUAUUAAGACCUAGUUCUUAGGCUAAUAUUAAGAAUUUGUCUACAAAUCCAAAGAACUUCUCUACAAGGAUAUUAAUAUCGAUUGAUAUAAAGUUCUAAUAACAAUUUUCGACAACCCUUAAUGUCAAAACCGUACACAGCAAGGAAAAUGAGAAAUAAUAAACUGCAGACUUCUUUAUAUCUCCUAUAAUAUAAAUUAUAUCCAGUGAGAUAAGGGAACACUUUCGACAAAGACAUAAUUGAUAUUUGUCAUUUUGACAAAUAAAAACUGUCACUAGCGGUCACUGUAUAUUCUCUCAGACAUCCUCUGACGCGCGCUUAUACAUAUUAAAUAAGUUAGUUAAUAUAUAUAUGGACGCGCGUCCAAUACCACUCCUUAGUUACCACAGAUCAUUUCUACUAGUUUAAUGACUCUUGACAUAUAGUUCGUGUUCUAUUGUCUUGGUUUGUCUUGCCAAUUACAUAAAAUAAUUUCAGAACCUUUUUUUGACAAACUUAUAUCAUGCUUUAACCAUGAUUCAGGCCAAAAGUGUAGUCUUCUUGCCGAAACACAUAAGGCCUAACAAUUUCAUGACUAAAACGAUUUUAUUAGUCAAAUUUAUGUGAUAGUAUUAAAUAGAAUAAUUUUGAAAAAAAUCAACUUUUUUUAUUGUUUGGUUUAAUGAAACGAAUCAAGAGAGAUUGACUGAACAUCUUUAAAAUAGAGCGUAGAAUAUCAUAAAAACCAAAAUAUAAAAUAUGAAACUUGUAAAAUAUUCUUAUGAUAUUUAAUGACAGUACUUAGAAAACUUUAAUGUAUUAAGUUUUUUAUAAUUAGAAAAAUAGACGUUGUAACGUCGUAUAUGAUGUAUACUGUUAAAAUAGCUCUAUUUUUUCACCCAUUCUUUACUAUAGAUGAAAUUGUUCUAAAAAUAUUAACUGAAAAAUUUGAAGAGCUUCUUUUGUAUUACAAAGAUAUUACAAAAAAAACGUUUGUAAGAAUUUCUAUAAACACUCUGUAUACCAGAUUCUGAAACUGAUUUUGCCAUUGUACACUUAACAGGUUCACGUAUAACUUUAUCUGUUAGCCUCCCCAAUUAAAAAAAUGUAUACUUUCCUAUAGAAAAUAUGUUCUGUUAUUCAUGAUAGAUGCUCUGUUAGAAAUAAAAAUGUUGUAAUUUUUACUUUCAAAAUAUAAAAUACUUUAUUUGGUAUGACCAGGAUGAGUAAAGGUUUAUUGGAUUAACUCCGAUUAAAUAUUAGGUACCAAAAUGUUGCAUUUAAUUUUAAAAAGAAAUAUUAAGACUUUUAAUUAUCUCUGUAUUGUUUAUUUGUAGAUAUUAGGUAAGUGCCUUUUUAGUAUUUUUCAAUUAACUAUAUUCAUUUUAACAUGGAGUUUAAAUAGAAGACCAAUAUUUCUAUUACCUGUAUUAUUUAUGGUCUUUAUAUUAAAAUAGUUUUUAUAUCAGGGUCCUACAAUAGUGCGCUGGGAAUUUAUGGGUUCUUUAACAAAAAUCAUGAUUCAAAUCAAUAUCAAAUGAACAUGUUUCGUAUGUAAUAAUAAUAAUAUUCGCUUUAUUGAUGAGAUUUUACAUUCAAAAAACACAUUGCCCCUCGUCCACUCAUACUUUUUGAGACACUCUUCUACAAGUGAAUAUAUUUUCCUGAAUAUUGUAUCUUUACUAUUAGACCUAUAGAUGCCCGACGGCACUGUUGCAGAACCCUGAAGUACUUUACUUUUCCUGUUAAAACUCCAUGCAUCUUUUAACCCCAUUGUGAUGAACAAGUUAGAAAUGAUAGUGAACCCACGCUUGCCUUUCGAAAGAUAAUAUUUGGUGCUUGAGAGAGAGAAUUUAUGUAUAUUGUGUGUUGAUAUUAUCUCAGUGUAUAUUACAUUUACUGUCAUAUUUCAAUAUGUCCUGAAAUAAAUGUUUAAUGUAA